Schizophyllum commune H4-8 is the source of this 1552-nucleotide messenger RNA. RefSeq names its product alpha/beta-hydrolase. The coding region runs from base 69 to 1250 and encodes 393 amino acids. Gene Ontology annotation, biological process: neutral lipid catabolic process; macroautophagy; multivesicular body membrane disassembly. The record is from RefSeq and is a predicted model, not a curated record. Gene Ontology annotation, molecular function: glycerophospholipase activity. Lineage: Eukaryota; Fungi; Basidiomycota; Agaricomycetes; Agaricales; Schizophyllaceae. The transcript has 5 exons.
GCGCCGGGGACGAACUAGGGGCGUGAAUCUUCCUUUCGACAACUCACCCUUGCCCUCCCAUCCAUUUCAUGAAGACAAUUCAGUCCUUACUAUGUCUGGCUUCUCUCUGUAUCUCAGCAUGGGCCCAUGAACUACACUUCGACCAGGAGGCCGCGAUAUCAUCACUCUCACAACCUACACGAGCAGCACCAUCCAGAGUUUUACGAGCUCGAUCCACCAUCGUGCAUAGACCCAGCUCGCGAGAGGUCAUCCGGAAAGCACGCCUGCGCUCACUUCAGCAUGAACAGAGCGAGCCCGUGCAAUGGACGCCUGUAGAGGUCCUCGGGCCAGACAUCGAGGAUAGACAUACCCUCGUGCAGCUUUCGCGCAUGUCAGGGAACGCGUACGCGCUGCCUGACCAGAAGAACUGGUACGACCUAGAUGCUGCGUGGAACACCAGCUUCCCCAUAGGAUGGGAUGGAUCGGACGGCUUUAGAGGCCACGUCUUUAUCUCAUCUGAUAAUUCUACAAUCGUGCUCUCCAUCAAGGGCACGACGCUACAAGGGCCGACAUCGAAGAAGGACAAGUACAACGACAACCUACUUUUCUCGUGCUGCUGUGCACGCGUAGACUUCUCCUGGGUCUUCCGCCAAGUGUGCGAUUGCUAUGCGCGCAACUGGCGAUGCGACAACACAUGUCUAAGAAACGCCCUCAUUGAGGACAGUCUCUUUUAUUCGACGGGGGUGGGACUCAUCGACGACCUCGUCUCCUUGUACCCGUCUGCCAAUAUUUGGCUGACGGGUCACUCGCUCGGUGGCGCGCUUGCCAGCCUUUUGGGUGCUACGUACGGCUUUCCCGCCGUCGCAUUCGAAUCGCCAGGCGAGCGACUAGCGGCAGAGCGCCUGCAUCUUCCUCUUCCACCGUCCCUUACUCCAUCGGGCCUACCAGAUGUGCCCGUCACCCACGUCUUCCACAACAGCGACCCCAUCCCGAUGGGCGUCUGCAACGGCAUCGGCUCCCCCUGUGCGCAAGCGGGCUACGCGCUCGAGACGGGUUGCCACCUGGGCCGCAGCAUCGUCUACGAUACGGUGAACAAGCUCGGAUGGAAGGUCGACGUCCGACGACAUCCUAUCAAGGAGGUGAUCACCAAGGUUAUUGAGGCCGCGGACGUCGAGUGGGAGGACGGACGCGACGUCCCCGCGGCCGUGGAGGAAGCAGAUUGCAUGGACUGCUACAAAUGGGAGUUCGGGGACUUCAAGCUAGCGCCGUAGCAUGAAGAGGCGGCCGCCACCUUAACACAACAAUCGACAAUGACUAGCAAUGUACGAAUACGCCUGUAUUAUACUGUUAAUGUGCUGUAUGUAUUAUAUAUCUAUCCUUUCCUCGGAUGUACCUAUAUAAGAUCUAGCUCCAUUCGUCUAUCGACACAUUACGCCCUAUAAGACGUUCCUCCGAUGAGCCUGCCCUGCACGUACACCGCCGAGAUGUUCCUAUCGUCCCCACAGAACAGGAAGCGCUCCAAGAGGCCCAUAAGGUUAUCCCCGACAUGGAUAUCCGGGUCGACGCCCCAGAG